GGAGGAAGACAGCAAAUCACACUGCCACGUGUGUACCUAUGCAACUAUCUUGCAUGUUCUUCACAUGUACCCCAAAACCUAAAAUGCAAUAAAAAAAAAUUUAAAAAAAGAGUGAGGAUAUAGCAGGCUCUGAUGGGAAAGUGGCCUGGAUUCCCUGGCUUCUUCAUAGAGGAGAGUUUGGAGGCUCUUUAAAAAGUCAUAGGCUAUUAAAGUCAUUCUUCCCCCUCAAAUUUCUGUCCUGUGGCCAAUUGUGUUUGGGAAAACCAAGUGGGGCUAAUGUUCCCAGCACAGGCUCCUGCUUCCCUGUGGCUUCCUAGCCCUCGCUCGGGCCUGGCCCUUCAUGGAACAGAGCCCCCUCGAUCUUCCUUUACUUGGGUGGGCAUCUAUCUGUCCCCUGGCUCUUCCCCAUUGUCUCUUGGCUCUCCAGAUGGGAAGGAGACUGGACAUGUGCCUAAUUGACUGUGUUCAAAAGAGCCCCAUGGACUUGGCUAAUUGUUUUUAGUCCUUUUAUGAUCAUCACAGACUGGACAACCUAGAAGAAGCCCUUGAAGCUGUUACGGCCUGUCUCUUGGCUCUGGAGAGGAUGGAAUUUGAACCAGUUUCCUCAGAUAGCCAUCUUCUCAAAAAAAAAAUUUGACAUGGAGUUUUGCUCUUGUUGCCCAGGCUGGAGUGCAAUGGCACAAUCUCGGGUCACUGCAACCUCUGCCUCCUGGGUUCAAGCGAUUCUCCUGCCUCAGUCUCCUGAGCAGCUGGGAUUACAGGCACCUGCCACCAUGCCCCGCUAUCUCGAACUCCUGACCUCAGGUGAUCCACCCACCUUGGCUUCCCAAAGUGCUGGGAUUACAGGCCACCGUGCCGGGCCACCAUCUUCUCAAUUUUUUAAGAAAAAAAGAAAAUACUCCCCUAAAGAAGCAGCUAUUGUAGCAUCUCUUGGGAAGGCUUCCUUGCAUUUCUUGCUGUGGGCCUCCAUUUCUUCAAGUUACUCCACUGCAGACCCUCUAUGACGUGGGGGAAGGGCCAGCCUGAGAAUUUUCCCCACCCUAUAAAGAGCACUGAAGGCACUUGGCCUCGUCUCAUCUUUGCCUAGGAAUAAGAAGACCUCUUGGUUCCUGAACCUGCUGUAGAGAGUUUUUAUUUGUCACAUGUUAGUGUCAGUUUCUACUCUCAGAUUCUUUUUUCAUGCAUCAGGCACACUAUAUACCCACUUAAAACCAGCUGAGUGGAACGAGAGGACACUAUGGUAGAAGUAGAGAAGGUUAAGAAGUGUGAAGAGGAGGAUGGGAGAGGAACAGGCUGUUGUUUAGGGUCACCUUGCAAAAUGAUACCCAGAAGUGGCAGCCCACAGAUGCAUUUCAUCCACCCGCUUCUUCCAUGGACAUGGAUAAUGGACAAAUGCUGAUAGGCAUAUUUCUUUAAAAUUCCUACUUAGAAAGACCUUGUCUGCAAGUCUGGCUUGAAUGCCAUCUUUUAUAAUGGAUGAUUUCUGCCCGAAGACCAUGAGCAUUUGAGCUCCUCAUGGGGAAAAGAUGGUAUUUAAAUUAAAGCUUAAAAAAUAUUUUAAAGAAAAACAACCUGGAAGAUACGUAGGGUUGGUUAUUCUGGAGGCCCCAGUGCCUGAGCCCCAGAGCCCAGGAACUCCCCGUACUUCUUCCUUCGUCCCCCUUGCUUGUUCCGAGAACUACGGAUGGCAUCUGUACUCUGAAUGCCAGUCACGGGGUUUACAAUCGUAGGUGGAAUGGAAGAGCUGAAAGUGACAAAUUCCACUUGUCCAAAAUACUCCCAUUAUAGAGGAAGAAAGGAAAAGCAGGGAUACAGGAGACUUUAAGAACAGAGCAGACCUUAACCACUCCCCACCCCCAUUUCUCAGGGGACUUUUUCGUGACAACCACCUUCCCUGAGGUCUCCAGCAACUCAUGGCAGAGCUGGGACUAGGAUUUGAUUCUCCUGAUUUUGGCUCAGUGCUUUUCCCCUUUCUUAUACCUUCCUGCUUUCUCUGAUGCCCGUAGUCCAGGGCAUAACUUACUGGCAGGCAGAGUUAAAUACCCGUGUAACAUGAUUUUAAAGAGUGCAGGGUGAACUUCCACCCCCAAAAUCAUGCUCACAGCAGCCUGUAACUGGUGCUUGACCUUCCACCAUUAGAGAUUCAUUCUUUUGUAACUUGAGCUUAGGCAGGCUUUCUUCCAGAGUCUCCUCUUGAAACAGAAAUCCCUCUGGGAAAGCUGGGUGUUGAGAGCUAACAAACGGGAAGGGCUGUUCCUCCGAGAGUUGAUACCCACAAGUGGUGGUGGCGGUCUGGAGGGGAAACCAGGACAGAGAGUUCACAUGGGAGGAUGCAAGUGGGACAGAUGUGAGGGUGAGUCCACUCUUCUGUAGACCAUUUGAUAAAUGCUACUACCUGCCUGGCCAAAUGCAGAAGACAGACGAUGACCCAGGCACAUUGCUGGGAAAUCCCUUUCUCAAGGAAGCCCAGAGGGAGAGGCAGGGCUGCCCACUCCACAUGCUAUCUGAGAGCGGCCAGCCCAGUGCUUUCUCUAUAAGAGGCAUCCUCUUUCCUCCCCUAAGGUUUCAUUUGAAUGGACUGGCCUUUAUGAGCACUUUUGUCUAUGGCUGAAGAGGGGAGAUGUCUGUCUUAUUAUCCUGUGGAUGGAAGAUGAGGCAAGAGACCUAGACCACAGAGGGGAGGGUGUGUCUUCUGCACUCCACCCUGACACUGGCUUUUUGCCCUCAUGGAGGAGUGGAAGAGUUAGGGUCAGAAACUGAAAGGAUGCUUCUCCAGGAGCCCUGGGACUCUGAACACAAGCAGUGGGGGUUGGGGCACGUCUCAUUCUGUACAACAUCCAGCUCUGGGAGUGCUGGGCCACAGCAGCCCUGCCCGAUCCCUUGGCCACCUCACAAGGGACAUUGUCAAUGGGCAACAGCAGGCUCCUGAAAGCAACCUCGAGGUUAUGGGAUACUGACUGAGGGCAGCCAGAGGUGAAGAAGACCUAUGAUGAACUUAUGAUAUGGUCCUGUAGAGUCUCCUGGCAACCCCUUGUGAGGGGGAACUUUACAGGGAGGGAAAGGUGGUAAAGGCUUCUAUGUCUCAAGAGGGGCCCAGAGGAGGAACUUUGGACAAUUGCUACAUGAUAUGACACUAGCCUGUCAUGGCCUGGUGAUGCUCAAACUCCUCUUAGAUCCUUAGAAGCUCACCCGAGAUGCUAAUGGACAGAAGUGGUCCAGCACCUCAUGGGCCCAGGCUCUUCUCUUUGAAUGCAACCAAAUUUAGGCUAGAAAACCUGUGCCAAACUCUGUCUGGGAAGGGUAGUGAUGAAAAUGGCUUCAGGGACUAUGUUAUCCAAUCAGGGGAAGGAAGGGAGAGGCCCAAUCUUUGUCUUCGCUAACUUGUGUAAAAUGAGGCUGAAGGCCAAGGGUAAGAUGUGCUCAUAGCCUUCCCGUCACAAACUAUGACUCGAACCUUCCAGGGCUUGUUUUACGGGCCAGGAAGAAAAGGUAUGGAUGUUCAGUUUAAAUUAACCUCAGGGUAGCACGGACUAUCCUGCAGGAGAUGACAAUAGAUUGGUUUUUAAAAAGAAGGAGAAAGGAAAAGUCCAUCUUUGUAGGUUGGAAAAGAGCUGGGGCAUAUAUGCAAAGUUGUUCUGCUACCAUUCUCCUCCUCCUUCCUCCACCAUCCACCUGCCAGGGUGCUAGAUCUUUCCUUCCUUCCUGUGAUUAAGCCCACAUUUGCUCAGGAUGCAUUCACUAAGUCCCGAUGUAGUUGCAUAGCAGAUCUGGGCAGUAUGUAAGCUCAAUUUUUUAGAAGUUAAAAAAAAUGCUAUGUCUUCCACACCUGCAAAUAUGGUAUGCAAGCUGGAGUGACACCACUUAGAGAAGUUACUAAGUGGAUGUGACAGAAAGAGCUGCAGCAAGAACACAGGUUGACAGGUGUCACUUACGUGGAGUUGCCCUGUCAAGAGCCAUUGUCAGGCUGACAGAUACUCUGGCCUCUGGGGCUGGGGUGUCCUUUUUACAUUUGUACAUGUGCCUGAGAGUUGAACAACAGAUGCAGUUUUGCAGGGAUGAGCCUGUCACAUCCAGUCAUAUGCCACAUGUCAUCAUCACUCCCAUUUGAGGUCCACAAUGAGCCUGGUUCUGGGUUAGGCACUUUACAGCAGCCCAGAGUAGUAGGUUUCACCAGGCCCAUCUCUCUCUGCAAAUGGGAAUUUUGAGGCUCAGAGAAGUUGAGCAACAUGCCCAAGGUCACAGAACUAGUUAAAUGUCAUAAAGGCCAGGUCUGCGUGGCUCUGAGGUCUGUGACUUCCCAUCGAUGGGGUCGAGGAUACAAGAGUUUAAGCAGGGUUCAGACCCACACCAUGUUGUGUGAUCUGGACAAGUUCUGUAAUCUUUCUGAGCCAUCCUUCCCUGGUCUGUAAAAUCGGGGUAACCAAGUAACUAAUGUCUGGGACUGGUGUGAGGAUCGGUGGGAGUGCUCCUUGUGGAGCACACUCAGUGCAGCACCUGGUCCGCAGUGGGUGCUUGGCCUGUGGUCAUGCUUCUGAUGAUACCAGGUCCUUCUCUCUUCUGUGACCCCCCAGGAAGAAAGAACCACAGCACAGGAGACAGCACACAGACUUGCCUGUAGUGAUACCUGGAAGAUCCGAGAGAUGGAAACCACUCUUCUCUUGCUGUGUGAUUUUAAAAUGGCACUUAACCAUUAUAGAGGUUUUUUGUUUCCCCCACCCCCCUGUGGAAUAACUUGAAUGAUCCUUAACCCUGCUUUAUUUAGACUUGAGGUUGAGGGCUAUGCUGGGAUAAACAUGAAUUUUUGUUUCUCCAUAGGUGGAUUAGCCAUAGAGCAGAUUGUGCCUGGUAAGAUGAGGACUCUGGCUGGCUUCUCCAGCAAACUGGCCCCUGCUUUAGGGACUAUGGUCUGUGGCCAUCACUGUGUAUGUCUGAGCAGCACGUUAAUUUGAAUAUAUUUUGUAGUCAAGACUCGUUAAACAGGUAGAAAUUCUACUUGCAUGUAAAAAUACAUAAUACAUAAAAUGAGUCAAAGAGCAAUUUUUUUUCAAUGAUCUGUGUCAUUUAUGCAUUGAUAUGGAUCAUCAAGAGCUAUGGGUUUAUGCUGCCUUAUAGCCCAGUAGCCUGCACUGCUGAGAAAUUCACCGACUUCCCCAUCAAGCUCUGCCCCUGAUAAGUGAUGAGGAAAUCAAGCGAUGACUAUUUGUAACAGCUGCUUGUUUACUACUUUUGAGGCCGCUGGAGUCAAAAUGGGGCUCUUAAAAAAUGGUACCUCUUUCAACCUCUGGAAAAGCCAAACUAGAGCCCAGUGCUGGAGUGAACACUGUGCUUAACACUACUUUCAGGCCUCCUUUGUAAAACCCUGAACAACUUCCCUUCCCAUCACUUUUACAGUGGGAGGGAGAAGGGCAUUCUGCUCUUCAGCCUUCGUUUGGGCCAUCAGAGUUGAAUUUUGGUUUGAGAUGCCUCUGACCAGUCUUUGCUGUCAUUUGGAGGUGGUUAGCAUCAUAAUCCACACCACAAACGAAACUGCAAACAGAAGGAGGAAGUAGGGUUUGUCUCAGGCAAAUCUCUUGAAGAGGAGGAAACAGGCCCAGAAAGGUUAAGUGACUUUCCUAAGGCCACCUGGCUGCUGAAUGAAAGAGCUGGGACCAGUGCACAGGCACAGUCUUUCUGCUGUCAUGCUCCUUCUCCAUAUUACUCUGUGUCUCUGUCUCCUGUGGAUAGAUAUGGUCUUUUAGGAAGGGCUGAAGAGGAAACUCACCUGUGUUACACUAUGUCCCAGGAACUAUGCCAGAUGCUUCAUCUGGAUUGGCUCAUUUUAUCUUCACAACCCCUUAGCCAGACAGUGAUGGCCAUUAAGCCAUUUGUACACAGAUGCAGAGGUUAACUUACUGUUCUGUAAGACCACAAAGCUCUUUCUCCUAGGCACUGUUCAAUGUCUCCUUCCUCUCAUCUUCUUCUUCCCUCAGCCUCCCUCACACGUUGAAGUGCCCUUUGAUAGACUCCAUUGGGAGGUUUUAAAUGGCAAGGCUUCCUUGGGUUGAGGGCAAUGGGUGGGUCACUUGUUAAGGCUAGUCUGAAUACAGAAAAUAUUGGUUUAAAAGAGAGUCAAACAACACCUUCUGGGGAGUGGGAAGUGUGGCUUCUGAGGGAGUGGGCUUCUAUUAGGCACUGGUAUGAAUAGGGUUGGCAGGCUGCUAUCAAUCCAGGCUCUGCUGCAGGCAAAGCCUUCUGGAAGGAAAGGGAAUGGAGGGUGACCCUCAGGCCUGAGUAUCCUUUGUGGUAGUUCCACCUAAGAGACAGGUAAGUGAUGCCAAUUAAGAAAAUCUUAAAUUUUUCAGAUCGCAGUACUUCUUGGUAACAUUAAAUCCACACUCUGUUGCCCAGCAAUUGGAAGUGAUCUGUUCUCUGUUAAGACCUCUAGGAAACAAUGCCCCAGGUCUCAGCAUCUCUCAUGAGCCUUUCCCCAGGUAUUGGAAGGUGUUUCUAUAGAAACACCUUUAAAACAGGAUUGCAUCUUUUAUUUCAUGGGUCUUCCUCCUCAAGUGCUUGAUCCUCCUCAAGGCUUUGAAUGCAGCAGGUGUUUUUGCACUUGAUGUUGGGUAGGAAAGGGAAGGAAAAUUAGAUUGGCAACUUUCAAUUGUUGCAGCUACAGUCUCAGAAAUUACAGUUUGGUGAGGACUGGCAAUGGGUGUUAAAGUAACAUCACUAUGGGGAAAACUUUUGUGUGGAAAUAAAAGCUUCUGUUCAUAAGGGUGUAUUUAAAAGUUAUUUAUUAUAAUAUUGCUUGGAAUGACAGGAAACUAGGAAGAACUUGAAAGUUCAUCAAUAGGUGAAUUGGUCGAAGAGUAUGGUUUAUCCAUACAGUGAGAUGUUAUACAGCUUUUAAAAAUAACUUGGAUCUACAUGUAGUGAUCUGGAAAGAGGCCCAUUAUACACUGCUUAAUGAAGAAAGCAAGUUUCUGUGUAAUGUAUAUAACAUGAUUUCAUUUAGAAAUCACCAACAGCACAUACUUUUGUAUAUAUAACUGAGGUCUUAGAUAUAUUUGCAUGAGCAAAAAAUAGAGGAGAAUACACAGUAAAAUGUUAAUAUUACCUUAGAGGGGUGAAGUUUUAAAUUAAAGAAAAAUCUAACAAAGUUUAAAAUAAAAUCCCCUGAGAACAAAGGGACCAGAAUGGGGACAUGGUGCAGAAAGGAAACAGGUGGACUCAAUCAGAGCUUUGUUUUACCACCUCCACUCAUUGUGCAUUUCCAGGUGGGGUUGCCCUGAAGCACCAGAGAUCAGCCCUAUGCUAAGGCAGAUCACAAUGUGUUAUGCCCCAAGUGAUAUUUGUAAAUAGUGCAUCUGGAGAGCCAAGGCUGUAAAACUUCUCAUCUGUAAAAGUUUCCAAGGCACUCUGGAACUUUGGUAUCUUCAUAAAGAAUGUGUCUGCAGCCAUACUUGGAAUCUACCAUGCUUCUGGUUAAGACCCUAUAGCCUCCAGGGUUUCCCUGUCCAUAUCAAUAGAUACUUCUGGCAGGGUCUACAAGCCAUUGAUUACAGCUGUAUUGAACCUAUGAGAACCAAAGUAUAAGACCCCCAAUAAUACUUAAAUCUAUUAUAACACUUAGUAUAUUAGAGUUAGUCAUUUAACCAACUCUUCCUGGAAGAUAAGUGUCACCAGUGCAUAGGUAUGUCUCUUCAUGGUUUAGUCUGGAAUACUUAGCACAUGCUUGGCCCAUAGUCAUAUAAGGCUAAUAAAAAAAUAUGCAUAUGUUAUUGCACCGGAUAGACUGAAUGGCUUCCAGUUGGCUUUCAGGGAUUCCAGAGAGACUUCUCAUAAAAAGCUGAGUCUUAAUGGAAGAUCUAAAAAGGAGGAAAGGAGUGGAGCGUACAACCUCCUCCAAGUAGAAAAAGCUAAUUCUGUUGUGGCAGCACAAUGUAAUUUUUUGGGCCUUCCUCAUUCUUAGAGAAAGAUAGGUAGGUAACAAGAGAAUUCAACUUUUUAGAAUAAAACAGCAAGGAUUAAGCUAUAAAUGCAGAAAUAUUAUACUAAGAAAAUGCCUCCCAGAUAUUGUUUUAUACUAAGAGAAUGGCUCCCAGGUAUUGUUAAAAUAAACCAAAUAGUAUCUUAUCCAGCACAAAACCACAGUGAAUUGAUUUAAUCAGACAUUAUCAGAGCAAGGAAGAAAUAACAUUCUGGCUUUAAUGGCAAAAAAAAAAAAAAAAAAAAAUCCCACCACCUCAAAUUUCUUUGCAGGUACUGGGGGCACUCAGCAAGUGUUCUUUGGAAUAGAGUUUAAAAAUAAUUGGGCCUUUGGCUAGAGGGGAGCAGGAUCAGAGAGGUUUUUGUGUAGGAGAACUGCCCGGGUGUGGGGCCGCCUGGAGGCUCAGCCAGGUAACUGGCUGCUGCAGCCUUGGCUUGGCUCCCAUCUGUCCCAGAAGACACUAAGAACACUGCUGGGUUAGCUGCCAUGAGGUGGUGAUGGAUCACAGUUGUGGCCUGAUUCUUGAGGAACCAUGGAUUCACUGCAGUGUGCGGUGGCCAUAUGUGAAUCCUGGCCAUGUGUGAGGUCAUGUGGGAGGAGAUGAAGGAGGAGAAAACCACAUAACACAUCUCCUCUUUCUGCAACAACCACCAUUAAAACAAGCCAAAGCCUGAGAUUUCCCAGGCAGCAUGGUCUGCAGGUUAUAGGUGCUGCUUCCUGAUUCCAGGCACCUGGGGUUGUCAGCGUCACUAAAAGAAGGUGUUUGUUGGCCUGUGGAGAUGAAAUAUGGUACAGUCUUCACUUUCUGGGGUUCCAGCACCGGCUCAGAGUUGACAGAAGACAGAAUGACAGAGCCCCAGCACAAGGCAGGUGGAACCUCAGAGGGCUUGUUCAACCUUCUGGUGUUUGUGGGGCCUCUACAUCAUCUAUGCCAACAAUUAAUCUAACUGAGCCUUUCCAGCAAUGGGAAACUCACUUAUUCUGUGGGAUCUCACAAAGCUGGAUAACCUUUCUAAUUGUAACCCUGGCCAAGAGUCUCAUUCUAACCAUCAACACAGCUUCCCUUCAAUCCAGGGCUCUCAAGAACCUCUGUGUUAGAGAUGGACCGCCUGACAGUGUGGGGGUUCUUGUUUUGGCUCUUCUGUAACUUAGGGAUCUUCAUCCUCUGCAGGUAUUUUUGUCUCCAGAUAGUCUUGUCCAGUUGUCCUCAGUCAUCACUGUCCCUGAGAAUUAGAUGCCUAAAAAAUCCGGAUGCCCAGACCUCACUAAGUCAUACUCUCUGGGGGUAGAACCAAAGCACUGGUAUUUUUAAAGCUCUCUAGAUGAUUCCACUGUAUAGCCAAGGUUGAGAACCACUGUCUUGCUCCCUGAACCUGGUCAACUUCUUGAGGUUUAUGCUAGGGAAUCAGGUAUCCUAGAUUUGAAUCUUGACUCUACCAUUUGAGCAAUUCCUUGUGUUUUUGUUUUCUCAUCUGUUAUAUGGGGAUAAUAGCCUCUACCUUAAAGAGCUGUUGAACAAACUGUGAAAACACCUGUAAGUCAAGAAUAGCCUCUGGCUUAUAGUAAGUGUUCUAUAAAAUUUAACUCACGUGCUCAGGACUGGGCCUAGCAAAUGUUGACGUUAACAUUUGCGCACUUACGAAGGUAAGUGGGGUUCCAGCAUGGGCUCAGAGUUGAGACCAUGAGAUAGGCACUGUUCUAAGCACUUUACUUUUGUUGUGUUGAAGAUACAGUAUAAGAAAAAUUACAUUAAAAAAUGGGUCUUCCGAACCUCUUUACCUGGUAGGGCCUAUUUUUUCAAACUACCCAUUUAAUUCAUACUCUAGUGAACUUUCUAAACCCCUUACCAACCCACGUGUUUUCUUUCCUCCCAUGAAAAAUCUCCUUAAGAGCUCUUCAGAGAAUCUGUAUAUUUUAAAGCAUCAAAUGUGACUAAAGAGCUCAUCAAUGGUCCAUUCAAUAUAUUUUGUUAAGCCUAGUGCCUAUUAAUGAGCUAGGCAUUUAAGCGAUGCCUAGUAAAUUCUUUGAGGAAUGACUAAACUAAUUAACCUGGUAAAAGAAUAUGCUAAUGUAUUUUUGUGAAAGAGAUGGAAAAAGACUGAAUUCACACAAAUGGUGGGGAUGCUGAGAAAUAGCUCUACAAAGUAUCUGCUAUAUGCUAGGCACUUUCCACAAUCAUAAGAAGUGAGUGUACAGCAAAUCAUCCCAAACUUAGUCUCUUAAAGUAAUAAUUAGCUUGCUUGUGAAAUUCUUCCUAGGUAGUUACAUAGUAGGAACAGCACCUCUUUGUUCUAAGACAGCUCAACAGGGGGCUGAAGUAUCCACUUUCAACACAGUUCAUUGCUGUACUCCAGCCUGUAUGGAACCACCCUAGUGGUAUAGGUGCCUCACUCACAACCCUAGGCUGGCUCUGGGUUGGAUGGGUUGGGAUAGAAAACUCUUGCCAUGAAAAUACAGCUCUCCAUCUCAGUCUCUCCACUCCCCAUUCCAAAGGGAGACGUGUCUGUGCUUGGGGAGAAGCCAAGCAAAGCAAAAGAUUUCAACAGCGAAAGGAGGAAACACACCCACUGAGGUUCUCAUAGCAACAUAAUCACGCACAGGCAGCAGCCUAUUUCGGUGGGAGCUUGUUUCAGCUCCCCUCCUCCUUGGUUAGUCACAGAAUGGAUGCACAAGCAGAAGCAGUGUGGGGUGGGGGCAGAGUGUCAGGCUGAAAGUCAGGAGGCUGGGGAGCUGAGUCCUCUGCUUUCUGAUGGACCACGGGCAAAUGUCCUCUCUCGGAUCUUGGGGGGGUCUUUGUAAAAUGAGAGGAUUGGACCCACAGAGCAGUGAGGAUCCUCUUUUCUGAUUUCCUUUGAUUGCACAAACACUGAGACACUUUUGGUAGAGGAUUAGAUGUCUCUCAGAAUCUUUUUGUCUCUGAGAAGAUGCUUAGAGAAAAAAUAAUUCAAGAAGGUAAAAUUCAUUCUCCAGAUCCAGGUCAUUUAUUUCUCUACCACUUUCUACACGUUGGCAGGAUGUGAAAGGGAAGAAGGACUGGGUGUGAUGUCAAGGACUCUGCUCACUCACCCCCAACUCUAACCCAGCUCUGUGGUCUGAGAAGGGAAAAGGUUAAGGAGGUUAAGGUCAUUUAAUUUUAUUAAAGUUUACUCUCAUGCACGCACACACGGUCCCAUUAACUCACGCCUCUUGCUAGAUUUUCAUCCUUUUCAUUCUUCAUCUUCUCCUCUCCUCGCUCUAUCCCUCACUUCUCACCUCUACUUAGUGCAAUGUAUCCUCUCUUUCCCAGAGGACCAGAUGAUGGAGGCAUGUUUGGAGAACGAUUCUUCAAUGGACUCUGGGGUUAGUUGAGGACAGUCAGGCUCACACUUCCCAGCUAUCAAAGGUGAUGAUAAAAGCAAAGAGGGCAAUUGGGAGCGACCUCCCCAAACAAGUACAGAGAUGAAGUGAAGAGAGCCAGGUGCUCACGGAGCACCUUUUAGGUCUCCGUCCUUGACUCCUAGGCUGAAAGCUCGAAAGUGCGGCUGUUUUAAAGAGUCAGCCUGAGUGUCCUGUUGCAAAGGGAAAGGCAGAGUGGGGUCUCCCCCGCCUUUGUUCUAUCUCCCACUGCCCGACAGAUGGCCAGUAAGACAGAGAAAAAGAAGCUCUCAAAGUGAAGACAGAAAUGCAUUGUAUAAAAAUUCACACCCCUGCUGCCGCCCAAACUCCCUUAAAAAAGGAUCAAGAGAAUCCUGAUGGGUAUGUGACAUCCUCCCUCUCUCCCAUAAAAGGGACUUCAAAAUCUGGCGAUGGUGGGGGAAGGGUGAGGAGGGAGAAGAGAAAUGCGUGGGCAGGGGGCUGCCAGGGAAGACUGGAGUGGGGGUAGGGGGCACGACAGCAGUCUCGCAUUUGACUUUCUCCCACCCUCUUUCCCAGGCCACUCUGGCCGCCACCUUUGCCCCUCCCUCUCAGCCUGAGAGGGGCUUGGAGUCCCAAAGGCCUUGGCUACCCAGAGUGGGAGAAAAGGAUAGAAAAUGACACCACACUUGGCCCUAGAGUUGAAGGAGUUAAGGACCCUCCCCCAUCCAGACAUCCACCCCUUCGUUCCCCAAACCGUAACUCGCCAAGGAAGGAUCCAGGAACUGGCAGAGGAGCAGGAGAGCUGGGGUGGGACGGGGUGAGGGGGGUGCCAGGUACCUGUGGUCGGGUCUCGCCCGGAGCUCGCCCUAGGUAGGAGCACACGCACCGGGCCUAAGAACCUGCAAGAGCCUUGCCCGGCGCCUGCUUUCUCUGGGCCCCCAGCGCGGGCCUGGCCUCCGCGCAAGUUGUGCGCAGCGUCAGGGAGUGGAGGCGGCCGAGACCCUCGGAGACAAGGGGAGGGGGCGGGCCCGGGGGCGCUGGGGGCCCUCGGUCUGCGCCCAGCCGCCGCCUGCUCCACCGAACCUCCUACCCCGCCCCCACUCACCCGGCUCAGCCCCUAGGAGAGACGCGCAGGAAGCGUGUUGCUUCGCCCAGCGGAUCGGCAGAAGUUGAGAGGAGUUGGCGGCUGCCUCUGGCCGGCCGGACUUUGCGAGCAGCCUGGAGAGGAGCCGCGGCCGCCGCCGCCGCCGCGGAGCCUUCGGGGCUGCUUCCCUCGCGCUUAGCCCGCAGCGCGGGUGGAGAGGGGCGGGGAGGGGGUCGGGGGCACGAGGAGAACUUGAAACUGUGUGAAGGAAUCCGGAGCAGAUGAGAAGGGAGGAAAAUAAAACAAAGUGGAGACUGCAGAACAGACUCCACCGUGGCUGACUGUGCCGGCUGACGCUCCAGCAGAGGGGCUGGGUUGGAUUUUUUUUCUCCCAUCCUCUAGCUCUCUCUUUUAAAGCUACACCAGCUCUCUCUCUUUCUCUACUAUCUCUGUAUCACCAAAUCCUUGCUGGCUCUUAUGGGCAUGAAACACUCCUCCCGCUGCCUGCUCCUGAGGAGGAAAAUGGCGGAGAACGCGGCCGAGAACACCGAGGUGAACAGCCCCCCCUCCCAGCCCCCUCAGCCCGUCAUCCCUGCUAAGCCCGUGCAAUGCGUCCAUCAUGUGUCCACUCAACCCAGCUGCCCAGGACGGGGCAAGAUGUCCAAGCUGCUGAACCCAGAGGAGAUGACCUCCAGAGAUUAUUACUUCGACUCCUACGCCCACUUUGGGAUUCAUGAGGAAAUGCUGAAGGAUGAGGUGAGGACGCUCACUUACCGGAACUCCAUGUACCACAACAAGCACGUGUUCAAGGACAAAGUGGUACUGGAUGUGGGGAGUGGUACUGGGAUCCUUUCCAUGUUCGCUGCCAAGGCAGGGGCCAAGAAGGUGUUUGGGAUCGAAUGCUCCAGCAUUUCUGACUACUCAGAGAAGAUCAUUAAGGCCAACCACUUGGACAACAUCAUCACCAUAUUUAAGGGUAAAGUGGAAGAGGUGGAGCUGCCUGUGGAGAAGGUGGACAUCAUCAUCAGCGAGUGGAUGGGCUACUGUCUGUUCUAUGAGUCCAUGCUCAACACGGUGAUCUUUGCCAGGGACAAGUGGCUGAAACCUGGAGGGCUUAUGUUUCCAGACCGGGCAGCUUUGUACGUGGUAGCGAUUGAAGACAGACAGUACAAGGACUUCAAAAUCCACUGGUGGGAGAAUGUCUAUGGCUUUGACAUGACCUGCAUCCGGGACGUGGCCAUGAAGGAGCCUCUAGUGGACAUCGUGGAUCCAAAGCAAGUGGUGACCAAUGCCUGUUUAAUAAAGGAGGUGGACAUUUACACAGUGAAGACGGAAGAGCUAUCGUUCACAUCUGCAUUCUGCCUGCAGAUACAGCGCAAUGACUACGUCCACGCCCUGGUCACCUAUUUUAAUAUUGAAUUUACCAAGUGCCACAAGAAAAUGGGGUUUUCCACAGCCCCUGACGCUCCCUACACCCACUGGAAGCAGACUGUCUUCUACUUGGAAGAUUACCUCACUGUCCGGAGGGGGGAGGAAAUCUACGGGACCAUAUCCAUGAAGCCAAAUGCCAAAAAUGUGCGAGACCUCGAUUUCACAGUAGACUUGGAUUUUAAGGGACAGCUGUGUGAAACAUCCGUAUCUAAUGACUACAAAAUGCGUUAGCACAGGUGGGAAGCUGCAGAGAGCAAGGAGAAAAGGAACUCUCACCUCGAUCUGCCGUGCCGUCCCAAAGAAUAUCGUUUGCAGGACUACACACUUGAAAACCAGAGUUUUCAACUCUGCCUUGAAGAUUGGUGAACUCCCCAGGGCUCCUGUGGGCUCCGCCACUGGACAGAAGGCCUCCAGCUCCUCCGCUCUGCCCUGGGAGCCCCUCAUGAAGGCUUUGCAUUGCCAGCAAAGAGCGACCUCACGAGUUGUGGCUGGGCCCCGAGGGUGGAAACGUAUUCGCGUCUCCCUGUCUCUUCCUUAACUGUGACUCUCCGGGUCUUCUGAGUUUUGCAUGCUGCGGGUGUCUAAGACAGAUUGCUUCCACUAGAACCUGGAGACAUAGCAUCUUUGAUAGCAUAAGCCAGAUUAUCUGUGUGUGCGGUGGUGUGUGUGUGCGUGCAUGUGUGAGUGUGAGCAGCAUAGUCCAUAUUUACCCACAAAUACCUGUAUAUGCAUGCAUAUACAACCAAGUGGGUACACUUAGGUGUUCACUCAGAGGGGCGUGUGUGUGCGUGCGUGCGCGUGUGCCUAGAAUAUAUAUUACUCUCAGAGGAGAUUCUGUUGCUUUCGAAUAGAAAUUUGUUUUGUGAUUAGUUCGCCCCUUCCCCACCCCUUACCAGAUGUUAAGCAGCUAUGAAACAUUCUCUGUACUAGCUCUGGUCUCCUUUUGACUGGACUGUGGCUCUGAACCCUGAGCAUAGUACCACGGACUCCGUGGGCGCUCAAUAAACACACAUGAGAACAAA
Messenger RNA from Callithrix jacchus (white-tufted-ear marmoset), 14842 nucleotides. RefSeq names its product protein arginine methyltransferase 8 (gene PRMT8). Gene Ontology annotation, molecular function: protein-arginine omega-N monomethyltransferase activity; histone methyltransferase activity; protein-arginine omega-N asymmetric methyltransferase activity. Gene Ontology annotation, cellular component: plasma membrane. Gene Ontology annotation, biological process: peptidyl-arginine methylation, to asymmetrical-dimethyl arginine; chromatin remodeling. NCBI's taxonomy places the organism in Eukaryota, Metazoa, Chordata, Mammalia, Primates, Cebidae. The record is from RefSeq and is a predicted model, not a curated record.